Polyodon spathula (Mississippi paddlefish) is the source of this 991-nucleotide messenger RNA. RefSeq names its product N-acetyltransferase 9 (GCN5-related, putative) (gene nat9). Bases 145 to 768 code for a protein of 207 amino acids. The transcript has 7 exons. The record is from RefSeq and is a predicted model, not a curated record. Gene Ontology annotation, biological process: protein acetylation. Gene Ontology annotation, molecular function: N-acetyltransferase activity. Lineage: Eukaryota; Metazoa; Chordata; Actinopteri; Acipenseriformes; Polyodontidae.
CAGCUACCAGGCUCGUUCCCGGACUCGAAGUGCGCGCACGCAUAUGCUUGUUGUCAUUGUGCUUGCAAGCUGCAGGAAGUGGGUCGCUGCUGUAAAAACGAGGAGCUACUGUUACAUCCCCAUGUAACUGGUCUGUCCAGGAUUAUGAGAAUAAAUGAGAACACGCUGCUGGAGGGGAAGCAUGUGGUGCUGGUGCCCUACAACCCAGAGCAUGUCCCCAGAUACCACCAAUGGAUGGGCUCUGCAGAGCUGCAGAAGCUGACCGCGUCGGAGCCUCUGACUCUGGAGCAGGAGUACGAAAUGCAGAAGAGUUGGCGGGAGGACGAUGACAAAUGCACUUUCAUUAUCCUGGAUAAGCAUCGCUGGGCAGACCCCUCGGUGCCGGAGCAGGACUGCAUGCUGGGGGAUGUGAAUAUCUUCCUCACAGACCCUGAAGACACUUCUCUGGGGGAGGUUGAAAUCAUGAUUGCAGAGCCCAGUUACCGAGGCAGAGGGUUUGGCAAGGAGGUGACCCGCAUGAUCAUGUGUUAUGGAGUAACAAAACUUGGAAUUUCAAAGUUUGAAGCCAAAGUUGGCCUGGAAAACAAAGUCAGCAUCGCCAUGUUUAAGAAGUUUCAUUUUCAGGAGGUGUCUCUCAGUGAGGUUUUCCAACAAAUAACGUUACAGCUGACGAUAGAUGAAGCGCAGAAGAAGUGGCUGCUAGGAGGCAAGAAAUUUAUGGAGGAGAAAGAGUACAAGAAAACAAAGACCAACAUCAGACAAGAAUAGAGCUGUCCAUAAACUGAGGAAAUCAUGAAGACAAGACAGUGGAGUGAGGCACAUAGUUUCAGUGUGGCCAGCAAACUAUUUGAUUUCUGAAUUUUAUUUAUGUAUUUUGCUUUUUUUUAUUUUUUAAUAGAAAAUCAAGCUAUUGUAACAUGUUCCAAAUAGAGGAACAUGCAGCUUUGAAAUGUAGAUUCACAAAUAAAGUCAAAAUCUUGCUUCUUUCAAA